Messenger RNA from Arvicola amphibius (Eurasian water vole), 3958 nucleotides. It is a transcript of the gene Rffl, whose product is annotated as ring finger and FYVE like domain containing E3 ubiquitin protein ligase. Lineage: Eukaryota; Metazoa; Chordata; Mammalia; Rodentia; Cricetidae. Gene Ontology annotation, cellular component: plasma membrane; cytoplasm. Gene Ontology annotation, molecular function: ubiquitin protein ligase activity. The record is from RefSeq and is a predicted model, not a curated record. Bases 663 to 1754 code for a protein of 363 amino acids. Gene Ontology annotation, biological process: negative regulation of extrinsic apoptotic signaling pathway via death domain receptors; protein K48-linked ubiquitination; proteasome-mediated ubiquitin-dependent protein catabolic process. The transcript has 7 exons.
GUUGGAAAUACAGUGUAUUAUGCCGUCAUCGUCUCAGCCACCAUGCCUCUUACUCCUGUUGACUGCUGUUCGCGCCCAUUUGUCAGCUUCUCUCCAUCUCUCCUUCCCCUACCUUUAAGGAUCCAAAGAAGAUAAGUUUUAUUCCUUGUUACAUGGACUUGGGUUGAGAUAAGGCUAUAGCUUUUUUGCCCAUAAAUCAAUAGAAUCUGGAUGUUAGGCUGUAUUUUCGCUUUAUUAUAAAUAAUGCAAGUGUCAUUUGUGAUGUGCUCUCUUGCUGAACCUCGGGGAGGUAGGGACUGUGAGUACUGUCAUCUUCAGAGAAUGUGCAGUCCUUUGGGUGUUGGUCUUCUCAGCUGCUUAGUCAGACGGAGUGUUUUUUUUUUUCUUAAUGCUCCCAAAAUGGACAGCUCAGUCUUUGUUUUGAAAUCAUUCCUUCUGUCUUCUCUCCCUCUUCCGGUACUUGGAUUACUUUGACAAGACAUUCAAGGACAUUCAAGCUGUGCUGUCGUAUCUCUUUAUUUCCAUAGCCCACAGAAGCCAGUUUGAUGGUUAACUGUAGGCGAGCAGGUAACUGUAUCUACUUGGCUAGAAGUUACCGUUAAAGAUGAAGUACAUGUUGACAGAGGCCCCCUUGACUUGGAGAUAUAAACAAAGAUUUUACCAUGUGGGCAUCCUGCUGCAACUGGUUCUGCUUGGAUGGACAGCCUGAAGAGGCCCCACCACCACAGGGAGCCAGGGCACAAGCCUAUUCCAACCCUGGAUACAGCUCCUUCCCCUCCCCCACGGGCUCGGAACCAAGCUGCAAAUCCUGUGGGGUCCACUUCGCAAGCACAACCCGGAAGCAGCAGACCUGCUUGGACUGUAAGAAAAAUUUCUGCAUGACUUGUUCAAGCCAAGAGGGGAAUGGGCCACGCCUCUGCCUCCUCUGCCUACGGUUCCGAGCCACAGCCUUUCAGCGGGAGGAACUCAUGAAGAUGAAGGUGAAGGACCUGAGGGACUAUCUCAGCCUCCAUGACAUCUCUACUGAAAUGUGCCGGGAGAAAGAAGAGCUGGUGUUUUUGGUGCUUGGCCAGCAGCCUGUGAUCUCUGAGGCGAACAGGACUCAUGCUCCCACGUUGACCCAGGACUUCCCUGAGCAGCAGGCCUUCCUGACCCAGCCUCACGCCAGCACAGUGCCUCCUACCUCACCUGGCCUCCCUUCUUCGCCUGCACAAGCCACCUCUGUUCCCCUAGCCCCAGCUCAGGAAAACCAGGCCACUGGCCAUGUGUCUCAGGACCACGAGGAGCCCGUCUUCCUGGAGAGCACAGCCAGAGUACCUACCGAGGAUGAGACCCAGUCCAUUGGCUCAGAGGACAGCUUCGUCCCAGGCCGGAGGGCCUCACUGUCUGACCUGACCCACCUGGAGGACAUUGAAAGCCUGACAGUGCGGCAGCUGAAGGAGAUUCUGGCUCGCAACUUUGUCAACUAUAAGGGCUGCUGUGAGAAGUGGGAACUGAUGGAGAGGGUAACUCGACUGUACAAGGAUCAGAAAGGACUCCAGCACCUGGUGUCUGCUGAUGACGACCAAAACGGGGGAGCAGUGCCUUCUGGCCUGGAGGAGAACCUGUGUAAGAUUUGCAUGGACUCACCCAUUGACUGCGUUCUUUUGGAGUGUGGCCACAUGGUGACCUGUACCAAGUGUGGCAAACGCAUGAACGAAUGUCCUAUCUGCCGGCAGUACGUCAUCCGAGCAGUUCACGUCUUCCGGUCCUGAGGGCUAGCGUUGGUUUCUUCAGUGCCUUAUGGGACAUAGCCCACAGUGUCUGGGCUCAGGGUUGGUCCGAUGCACAAAGGCAGUUUAUUGAGAAACUGGCAGUGUUCUUAAGACCAAGACAAGCAGAGGUGCCUGGCAUACCUGUCUUGCCAUGGUAUGCUCUUAGGUGGCAGAGUCCAAAGCCAGUGGGAACUGAUUCAGAUCACAUGGGUGAGUGCCUGCUUCUCUGAUCAUUGUGUGGUGAUGGUAAUCAAUGAAGAGGACUUCCCAGAACUUGGACCAUGUCUUCCUCCCUUCCUGAGAACCUAAGACACAUUUCGCACAUCCCAUACGCCACUCCUCCUGUUUCAUCAAUCACAAGUACUGCUGGAAAUAGUUCCUUUCCCCACCCAGCACAUCUGUAUUUAAAUUUCUGAUUUCUUUUUGUUUUAAGUCCACUACAUUGCCUAAAAUCCAUUUGUUUUUAUGGACCAAAAAAAUACAUUAACCAGACCUUUAGUAUUUCCUAGGUCAGAAUUUGGAUCAGUAGACUGAUUUCUGGUGAGAAAUUAAGUCUAAAUACUGUAGAAAAAUUUCUAAGUUGAGUCACUUCUAUUAGUGUUGGGGUUGGAAAUGAUCAGUCCCCUGACCUGACCCCAAACUGCUGGGAAAUCCCUAAGAGAUGGUGUGUGGGUCAUCUCUGCUGCUUCUCUUUGGGUUUGACUGCACCAUCUUUAACCUUGGCUUAUGAGGAAAGAGAAAUAGAGGCCAUGGCUGUUUGCUUUGGCUUCUAAUCCUCACUUCAGCCGGCUGAAACCACUUUAAGUUUCCUCUUCUUUGGCUUUACCCCGCUCUUCUUUCACCUGGCUGCUCAUGGAGCCCGGGGAGCAGACACACAGCACAGUGAGGCACCGCAAGGCGCUGGGUUAGGCUGGACUAUGCCCAUGGUUGCUUCUCAGCCUUUUGGGCAGGUCAGCACAAAGCAUUCUCUAAAUCAUGAUUUGAGCCUCAAGGGGUCUUUACAUCACUGACAUAGCUGGAAAGGUUUGAGUGGUGUUUGCUGGAACAGCUAGCUCAAUAGGCACAGAAGGAGCUAUGUUCCUGUGUAGUAGGAUGUGCCCGCUGCACCUUCCUGGAUAAAACCACUACCCUCCACUAUGCAGCUAAGUGAGACUGGAAGAAGCAGUCCUGACCCUGGAAAGCAGAGGGGCACCUCUAAGGGGGCUAUUAGAAAUACUUAUGCUUUCUUCCCAUCAUUAACCUCUAAAUUCUUUCAGUGGAUCAAAUAGUUCCAUGAAGUAGUUGUCGGAGGCACCCACUUUACCUCUGCAUUCUAAGUCCAGAUGGCCAGAUUUCAGGUCAAAGCCUUUGUAGGUGUCAGGAAUCAAGAGACUCUUCCACAAAUAUUCCCAUUCCCUCCCUAGUAAGUACUGUAGUUUACAUUGUCUUCAGUUUAGCACAGCCCACUGAUUUUGCUGCUCCUGAAUGCACUGUGAAACAGGUCUGAUUAUGCAGCUUAAUAAGACCUAACAAUCCUUCAGAGCUGGCUCCCCUUCUUACAACUGCUCUCCCUUCUGAGGCCUUACCUCCCUACCUCCUAGACAGCAACAGAAAUAAUAUACUGAUGGCCUGUUAGCAACCUGAGUAACAGAGCUGAGGUUACUUGUUUCGAAGAAAGAACUUAUUUUUAAAUCUUUUAUCUUUUGGGAAAAAAAUCCAGAUGUCAAACAACUUUUUUAUUGUUACACCAAAUGAAAGUUGGAAUCCUAAGAUUCCAUUCCAGUUAAUAUUCACCCCAGGUAGAAAACCUGAUUUUUUUUUUUUUUUGUUGUUUUUUUGUUUUAAGUACUUGAGCCCCUUUCUGUUCAUCACGGAUCCUUGGUCUUAAUUAACAUGGAAACACCUAAUCCUCCCAACUAUUCUGUGGACUUCGCUGUGAUUGCACCAAGAUUUCAAUUGAGACUUAGUUUUAAAAGACAAACAGCUGACUGGUUUGUAGGUUGGAAUAGCCGGUUCUAAACUAAUAAGCUGUAAAGGAAUUAAUAGUCUAUAUUGUACAAAUUUGUUUAAAAAAUCUCUUGGAUGUGAAUGUGUUGCUCCAAGUUGCUUAUAUUAAGAUUUUCUCACCUGGAUGUUAAAAAGUAAACCCAAAUGUGUAUUUUUUUUUGUUACAGAGCUCUGCUUUAUAAUUUUGUAAUAAAUUUUAAAUACAGAUACCUGUCCUA